This is a messenger RNA of Fusarium oxysporum Fo47, 1278 nucleotides long. Its product is annotated as pyridoxal phosphate-dependent transferase. Gene Ontology annotation, molecular function: pyridoxal phosphate binding. NCBI's taxonomy places the organism in Eukaryota, Fungi, Ascomycota, Sordariomycetes, Hypocreales, Nectriaceae. The record is from RefSeq and is a predicted model, not a curated record. Gene Ontology annotation, biological process: biosynthetic process. The transcript has 3 exons. Bases 1 to 1278 code for a protein of 425 amino acids.
AUGUCGAAGCCAGAUGCACUUCAACAUAACCUACAACUAAUCCUUAAGGAUCGGCAAAGGAAAGGCUGGCAGCUUGAGCCACCAGCCCCAGGCAGUUUAACUGACAUGGUUGAUUUUGGCUCAAAUGACACCUUGUCCUUGUCCUCUUCUGGACUCUUGGGAAAGGAAUUUCUCAAUGAACUUGGAAAGCACCCUAAUUUUAUCCUCGGUGGAAGGGCGUCCCGUUGGGGUGAAGGCUCAACUGAUUACCUUUUCCAACUAGAACAGCACAUUGCUCAAUUCCAUAAAGCGGACAGUGCUUUAUUCUUCAACACUGGCUAUGAAGCAAAUGUUGCUAUCUUUUCAACACUCCCCCAGCCGCAUGAUGUUGUGCUGUAUGACAGUCUCGUCCAUGCAAGUAUCCGAGAAGGAAUGUACAGGGGCCGUGCAACUGCUCUUCCUUUUGCCCACAACGAUCUGUCAAACCUGCGGCAACGUUUGCAGGCCAUCAAGCAUCAGUAUGAGAGGGUUAGAACGGGUCUCGCUCUUGUAUUUGUUGCACUGGAGUCUUUCUAUAGUAUGGACGGCGAUGUAGCGCCUCUUGAGGCAAUUGUCAGUGAGGUGAAAGAGCAGCUUCCUAUUGGAAAUGUCGUCCUUGUGAUUGAUGAGGCACAUUCGACAGGAUUAGUGGGCCCUCAGGGGUCAGGCCUUGUCUCUUACUUAGGUCUGGAGAAAGACUUCUCUAUUCGAGUUCAUACCUUUGGUAAAGCACAUGGGGCCUCUGGUGCUGUUGUUUUAUCAAGCCGAGAAUGCAAGCAAGUCCUGCUCAGUUGCGUCCGUGGACUCAUUUUCUCCACGGCACCAACCUUCACCACGCUGGCAGCAGUCAAGGCUGGGUAUAGCAUUCUGGCAAGUAUCGAAGGCGAAAGAAGACGAGAUCUCGUGCACUCCAACAUCACUUUAUUCUACAAUGCCGUGAGCAAGCAUGCAGCAUGGCCAAGCUGCCAGCACCUCGGUAUCAUUACUAUUCCAAUGAAGCCUGCAUCCGAUACUCUCAAGUCACCCAUCAUCCCCAUCAUCGCUCCUCACGGCGGAGCAGCAGCUCUGGGGCAGUUUUUAAACAACGAAAAGUUUCGCGUUCUCGCUGUUCAUUUUCCCGUUGUGCCCAAGGACAAGGAGCGGGUGAGGAUCAAUUUGCACGCAGAUCAUACAUCUGACCAGAUUCUUUCACUAGUCGACCUGCUCCUCAAAUGGACUCAAUCACGCCGAAAGGAUGGCAUUUCCAUGUCUCAUCUUUAA